This is a messenger RNA of Venustampulla echinocandica, 1137 nucleotides long. RefSeq lists its product as uncharacterized. Bases 1 to 1137 code for a protein of 378 amino acids. The transcript is spliced from 3 exons. Gene Ontology annotation, molecular function: RNA binding. The record is from RefSeq and is a predicted model, not a curated record. Lineage: Eukaryota; Fungi; Ascomycota; Leotiomycetes; Helotiales; Pleuroascaceae.
AUGACGCCUACCUCUCCUCAAUGUCUCCAACCACGAUCACCUGUUCCACCGGGUAGGGACACUGGACUCUAUUAUAUUAAUGUUGCAGGAUUACCCUGGCAAUGCCCAUGGCAAGACUUGAAGGAUCUCGCCCGAGCUGCCCAAACUGAUGGAACAUGUAUCAACGUUGAGCAUGCAGUAGUGUAUCCUGGCUCCACUAAUGGCUGGGUCAGCAUUCGUGGAGGAAGGGAUGAGUUCCUAAAAGUGUUGGCACAUCUAGAUGGGGGGAUUCUUGAUAAUCGCUCCUUGAUUGCUGACGGACGCAAUGAGACCGAGUGGGUCCAUCUUCGGGACCUUGAUACUUUACAGUCUCGAAAACACCGAGUCAAUAAAACAUCCACCGGCGGCCCUUUCAUGCCCUCUCGCUUUUCUUGUGAACAGCCAGCCACUCCACCCCAGUGCUCUUACACAUACGUUAUUCCAGACCCAUCUUUAGCAUGGCACUUCCCACACCCCUCAGCUUGUGGCAACUAUUCUCCAAUACUCCCGACAGGAUUUGUGGCCCCUAUGAUGCAAUUUCCGAGUUCAGCAACUGAAUACUACCCGGGGGCGCCUGUAUCAGUUAUACAUCCAGAACCGAACAAGAUCAUUAUCAAAAAGCUUCCGUGUGGAAUCAAUGAAACUUACCUUUACGAUUUUCUCCAACAGAGGCUACCACCAGAUUGCAGCACUAUUCAAACCGUCAAAAUAGCCCGUCACUCUCCGAAAGAACCUAAACGACAUGCAUUUAUCACGUUUGAUAGUUAUGCUGCUGCUCAAACUGCGGUGACAAUUCUAGAUGGGACCGAGUCUUGGGGGUGCUAUCUACAGGCACGCUUGGUCAGGGAAGGGGCGUCUCCUACCAAAAGACAUGCUCCACAGCGGUCACUCGCUUCCCGAACGCGAACAAUACCGAAUCCGCCGGCGCCGGUAAUUACCAGCAAUUUCUCGGACGAUUCCCAACAAAAAGUGUCCCCUGUUGUUUCUUCAUUGAUGGCAUAUUCAAACUGUUCGAGAUCACCGGAGCUGGAGUCCCCAUCAAACUCUGAUGACAUAGUUUAUACAACCCCGGCUGUUGUGGAUGGAUCUUCGAGGGCUGUAGUAGCUAGUUUGGGAUAA